Messenger RNA from Plasmopara halstedii, 504 nucleotides. RefSeq lists its product as uncharacterized. Bases 1 to 504 code for a protein of 167 amino acids. The record is from RefSeq and is a predicted model, not a curated record. The transcript has a single exon. NCBI's taxonomy places the organism in Eukaryota, Oomycota, Peronosporomycetes, Peronosporales, Peronosporaceae.
AUGCGGAGUGACAUGCGCACCGCAAAAGACACGGCGAUCGGUCUCAAACGCGUUGCUCACGACAUCAAGAAAAGUCUACAACCGACUGAGUUGAAGAUCAAAGCAGCACGCAACACUAUGAGUGCAACGGCUAGAGCUAUGGAUACUUUGCAGACGACUGCGCGCAAAUUUGAUCAGAGAAAAAGUCAAUCUACGAGCGUCACGGGUGCUGUCGACAAUUUUUUCGUUCAUGACGACAAGGAGAAGCACGAGAUAGAAGAAAGUCGUUUUUGCAAUAGUGACGGAAAGGAUUACAAAGAAUUUAAGCUUGGCAAACUCAAAUUCUUUCAAAUUGACAAGAGCAAACUUGCCGGUCUCGUUGGCAAAAGUAGCAAGGAAAAGAUUGAUAGACACGAUGAUUUUGUGUCUGGAGGCACGACGAAAUACUAUCAUCGCAAUUCUCGUGAUAGCUAUGACGUGUUGACACUCGCGUUAAAACGACUUUACGCGAGCAGUUUAAUCUGA